Miscanthus lutarioriparius is the source of this 1440-nucleotide messenger RNA. The record is from the annotation of a GenBank genome assembly. Lineage: Eukaryota; Viridiplantae; Streptophyta; Magnoliopsida; Poales; Poaceae.
AUGGCCCACCCGCGCCUCGUGCUCCCCUCCCCGAAGCCCCUCCUCCCCGCCGCCGCCGCCGCCGCCACUCCAUCUCGCCGCGCCGUCGCCGUCCGCGCGGCGCUCUCCACCGCUUCGCCGCCCGCCAAGGCUGCGGCGGGAGCGGAGGCGGUGCGGUCGAUCCGCGCGCGGCAGAUCGUCGACAGCCGCGGGAACCCCACCGUCGAGGUCGACCUCGUCGCCGGGGACGGACACCUCCACCGCUCCGCGGUGCCCAGCGGGGCGUCCACGGGGAUCUACGAGGCGCUCGAGCUCCGCGACGGUGACAAGGCCGUGUACGGUGGGAAGGGCGUGCUCCAAGCCGUGCGCAACAUCAACGAGGUUAUCGCGCCCAAGCUCGUGGGCGUCGAUGUGAGGAACCAGAGCGAUGUUGAUGCAAUCAUGCUAGACAUCGAUGGAACUGAGAAUAAAUCGAAGUUGGGUGCCAAUGCUAUUCUUGGAGUCUCCUUGAGUGUAUGUAGGGCAGGCGCUGGUGCAAAGGGAGUUCCUCUGUAUAAACAUAUUCAGGAGCUAGCGGGAAUUAAGGAGCUUGUCAUGCCUGUCCCUGCUUUCAAUGUAAUAAAUGGAGGUAGCCAUGCUGGCAACAAUCUGGCCAUGCAGGAAUUCAUGCUUUUACCUGUUGGAGCAGCUACUUUUGCUGAAGCUUUUCGUAUGGGCAGCGAAGUUUACCACGUCCUGAAGGGCAUCAUUAAGUCAAAAUAUGGUCAAGAUGCAUGCAAUGUUGGAGAUGAAGGAGGUUUUGCUCCUAAUGUUCAAGACAACAGAGAGGGUCUUAUCUUGCUUAUGGAUGCCAUUGAAAAGGCAGGCUACACUGGAAAGAUCAAAAUUGGAAUGGAUGUUGCGGCAUCAGAGUUCCUUACAAAGGAUGGGAGCUAUGAUCUAAACUUUAAGAAUCAACCUAAUGAUGGAGCCCAUGUUCUUUCAGCCCAGCAUCUGGGUGAUCUGUACAGAGAUUUUGUCAAGGAUUUCCCUAUUGUAUCAAUUGAGGACCCUUUUGAUCAGGAUGACUGGAGUUCAUGGGCAUCAUUGCAAUCCUCAGUCGAUAUCCAAAUUGUGGGUGAUGAUUUACUUGUCACAAACCCAAAACGUAUAUCAGAGGCUAUUGGCAAGAAGGCUUGCAAUGCUCUGUUGCUAAAGGUCAACCAGAUUGGUACUGUCACUGAAUCAAUUCAAGCUGCUCUCGAUUCAAAAGCUGCUGGUUGGGGUGUGAUGGUCAGCCACAGAAGUGGUGAAACCGAAGAUAACUUCAUCGCAGAUUUGGCUGUUGGCUUAGCAAGUGGGCAGAUUAAAACCGGGGCUCCAUGCCGCAGCGAGAGGCUGGCCAAAUACAAUCAGCUUCUGCGUAUUGAAGAGGAGCUUGGCAACGUGCGCUAUGCCGGGGAGGCAUUCAGGUCUCCAUAA